Saprolegnia diclina VS20 is the source of this 762-nucleotide messenger RNA. RefSeq lists its product as hypothetical. The transcript has a single exon. The record is from RefSeq and is a predicted model, not a curated record. Lineage: Eukaryota; Oomycota; Saprolegniomycetes; Saprolegniales; Saprolegniaceae. Bases 1 to 762 code for a protein of 253 amino acids.
AUGGACAUUGCCCUCCUUCUCACGUCGGACGACGGGUCGAGCGACCACUCGGGCAUCGUGCAGAGCCCGCGCGCCGGCAUUUGGACGCUCGAGGAAGAGCGGUACUCGCUGGCGCUCAUCGAGUGCUUUGCCCAAGGCUAUUUGCCCGACAUUAUGCUCGGCACGUCGCUCCGCUGCUUCCUCGCCGACAAGCUCUACUGCUCGCCGAUGCGCGUCUCCAAGAAGCUUGCGACCGGCCGCCUCGCCGGCGUCGCGCUCCCGGCCAAGCUCGGUCCGAUCCGGUACGAAAACCAGCAAGUGGACCCGGUCCAGCAAGUCGUCAAGCUCGAGCAGCUCGCGGACGCCGAGCGCGCGUACGCCGAGCGCCUCGACGCCUACGACAUCAAGUUUACGGACCCGACGGCGGUCAUGGAGAUGCAGACCAAGACGCAGGCGCCGUACCUCACGCGCGUCGGCCUUUGGAGCCGCACCGAGCAGCUCUACGCGUGGAAGCUCAUCGAGUGUUUCAUCAAGGGCUACAUCACGCUGCCGGUGGGAACGCGCCUCCGGUCGUUCCUCGCCGAGCGCCUGCGCUGCAGCCCCAUGCGUAUCUCCAAGAAGCUCGCAACGGGCUCGAUCGCCGGCAUCCACCUGCCCAAGAAGCUCGGCACGAUGGCCUACGCGCCGCCCAAGGUCCUCCACGACGGCAGUGACAUGGACGGCAAGGUCGCGGCGCUCGCUGAGCUCCACCGGUUGCGCCAAGCGUGCUUUGGCUACAACUAG